Hippocampus comes (tiger tail seahorse) is the source of this 2615-nucleotide messenger RNA. RefSeq names its product L3MBTL histone methyl-lysine binding protein 4 (gene l3mbtl4). The transcript has 18 exons. Gene Ontology annotation, cellular component: nucleus. NCBI's taxonomy places the organism in Eukaryota, Metazoa, Chordata, Actinopteri, Syngnathiformes, Syngnathidae. The coding region runs from base 114 to 2243 and encodes 709 amino acids. The record is from RefSeq and is a predicted model, not a curated record. Gene Ontology annotation, biological process: negative regulation of DNA-templated transcription. Gene Ontology annotation, molecular function: chromatin binding; zinc ion binding; histone binding.
CACACACGACCGGUUUGUCACGUUUGAAAUCAAAACGCUUAACGCGCGCGCGUGUGUGUGCGUGUGUUUGUGCGCGUGCGUGUUGGCAUAUAAAUGCAUGUGCACUAAAGAGGAUGAAGAACAAGCAAAGCAGCGCUCCAGUGAGUGGGAGGAGACGUUUGUGGUCAUGGCAAUCCUACCUGAACCAGCAGAAUGCUGAAGCUGCCCCGCUGGCGCUCUUCACCCGGUCUCAGGGAUUUCCCACAAGGAGAAGCGCUUUUAAAGUUGGCAUGAAGCUUGAGGGAAUCGACCCGUUGCAUCCAAACAUGUUCUGCGUGAUGACUGUCGCUGAGGUGAUCGGCUGUCGUCUGCGCGUGCACUUUGACGGCUACUCGGAGUGCCACGAUUUCUGGCUCAACAGCGACUCGGCCGACAUCCGCCCGGCGGGCUGGUGUCGCGCCAACCGACGAGGGCUCCACCCGCCCAAAGGGUGCAGCGAGGAGGACUUUGAUUGGUCGCGGUAUCUGCAGUCCACCGGAGCUCAGGCCGCACCCCCGAGCCUCUUCGCUAGUCGCGCGGCCUCGUGCGGCUUCCAAGUCGGCAUGAAGUUGGAGGCGGUGGAUAGGAAAAACCCGGGCCUGGUCUGCGUGGCGUCUGUGGCCGACGUCGUGGACGAUCGCAUCCUGGUGCAUUUUGACAACUGGGACCGCUCGUACGACUACUGGUGCGAGAGCGGCAGUCCUUUGAUUCAUCCCGUCGGCUGGUGCGAAGAACACGGACGACCUUUGACCGCGCCCCACGCUCACCCCGACCCUGAGAACUUCACCUGGGAGGAGUACCUGCGAGAGAGCGCUUGCAAAGCGGCUCCCGGGUCAGCUUUCGCGACGAGCGCGCCGCGCGGUUUUCGGAUCGACCAGAGGCUGGAGGCGGUUGAUAAGAGGAACCCCGUGCUGAUUCGAGUCGCCACCAUAACGGCAACGGAAGACUACAGAGUCAAGGUGCACUAUGACGGCUGGUCUCAUCACUUCGACGUGUGGUGCGACGGCGACCUCGCCGACCUGCAUCCGGUCGGCUGGUGUCAGCGCACGGGUCAUCCGCUGGAGGCGCCGCCAGAGUGGUGCGGCUCCCCCUCCCGCUCUCAGGAUGCGUGUCCCACAUCGGGCUGCCGAGGAGCGGGACACAUCAAAGGACCCAAAUACGGCGGACACCACAGUGCCUUCGGCUGUCCAUACUCGGACAUGAAUAUGCGGAAGGAGCCGCUGCUUCCCGAUCGGCUCGGAGGAGUCGCCGCGCACGGCCCCGGCCACCGGUCACUCGGCAGGGACAGCGCUGAGGUGAAAAUGGAGGCUCCGAACGCUCCGCUGCCUCCCGCGGUGAAAAGAAGAAGAAUGGCCGACAGGUCAGACGCGCCGCGCCCGUUGCGACGUGACGCUUUGCGUGGCGUGAAACGUAAGAGUACCCGCUGUGCCGCCAGGGACAGCGCUGAGGUGAAAAUGGAGGCUCCGAACGCUCCGCUGCCUCCCGCGGUGAAAAGAAGAAGAAUGGCCGACAGGCCGCUCCGGAAGCCCCCCGCGUUGCUGCCGGUCAAAGUGGAAGACGAGAAGCCUCGCGGUCAAGCCCGCGCUCUAGAGCUCCUUCGUCCGCCCGCCUGCGACCGGUCGCCGAGUUGGGAGCGACACCGCAAACUGCUGCCGGGGGUCACCCGAGCGCACGCCGACGCCGUCCGCCGCUGGAGCGUGCGGCAGGUGUGCGCGUUUGUGGAGUCGCUCCGCGGUUGCGAGGACCUGGCUCAACGGUUCGGCGACGAGCAAAUCGACGGGAGGGCCUUCCUUCUGCUCACUCAGCGGGACAUCGUCCGAAUCAUGUCCAUCAAACUGGGUCCCGCCCUCAAGAUUUACAACUCCAUCUUGAUGCUUAAACACGAGGAAUGUUUCAAGGAAGACAACGCCUCAUCGCAUCACGCCGGCGAAAAACGGUCACGGGACGAAGAAAAGAACCCAUCGGCGACUGAAGACGACAACCGAGCGCGUGACGCCGACGGGGGCGAAGAGAAGAAUCGCGCGCGAGGAGAAAACGUGACCCGAUCGCGCGCCUCGGACGAGAAGCGGUCGCGCGAUGAAGACCGGGCCCACUCGUCGCACGACGAAGAGAAGCGGCGAGCGGGCGGCCGGCGCACGGACACCGGCGACAGCUCCUUGGUGGGGAAGACAAAGCCGUGUCCAAACAUCAAGCCGGAAAAGACGUUGCCGUUGAGCCGCUAUUAGCUUGAUGAUCGCACGCUAGCCCGUAGCAAACAUUUUGCGGCGGGAGCGCCUUCAUCUCAGCGGCCGCUUCGGUUGCCUUUUCAUCGGGAGGACAUCCCGCGGCCGCGGGACGACGUCCGAGCGGAUGUUGAUCAUCUUGCUCCGUGUCGCGCGCUGAAGAGCGACGUUUCCGUUCGCCGCCCGCUUCGCUGACGUCGGGAGAUCAUUGCUGCUUUCUGUCUGCCAACGCCUCCGCUCAGGGAGACCGAGUCGGCGUCCGAUGAGCUCGCCGCAUCCAAAAUGCCGUCGACUCGGCUCGGCUCGUCUCAUCAGCGGGCCACUUUGAACGGCGCUGUCCAAACUUUCCUUCAAUAAAGUUUCCUGCUUGAGAGC